UGCUUGAAAAGUGACGUCGAGAGGGGGUCAGGGGGGUCGCUGCCCCGGGGCCCGGAUCUACUGGGAAGACCGGACGAAGAUGAGGUGUGAGGUGUUGUCCCCGGGGCCCUUACUGGCUCUCGACGCCACUGUGCUUGCAUUUGUUGCCGAGUGUGAUCGCGUGUAGUUUUUAAAAUGAAACAGUACAUGUAUUUCUUUUAUUUAUUUAUUUUUUUGCGGAUUGGGCUUUCCAUACGUUUCGAGAAAUAAUUUUUUCAACCACAAACGCGGUAAACUCGAUUUGUCACCGUUAUCGUCGAGGCGAGAACUUGAUAGAAUUCGUCACCUGGGAGGCCUAGCCUAGGCCUAGUGGACAAACACGGAAAUUCAAGAAUCCAUGAGUGUAAACGCCGUUUGAGGACAUGUGCAUAUAACAGUCUUUUUCGAUAUCAACCAGGGCCGCAUAGUGCAACCAAAAUAGUGCGCAACAAAGGGGAAUUUAGUGUCUAUGAGAACUUGCUGGUGAAUGUUUACAAAUUGAGGGAAAGACGAUUGUAUGAUGGCGCUAGCCGACUGGAGGAGCUUGUUGAAAAGCUUGCUGCAAAAGAUGAAGAACAAGGUGAGGUUGCCAGGUGGACCCGUCUUUCAUGGAGAUUCUUGUCAGUUGCAUGAUAUUCAGCUUAAUGGCUAUGCACACUAUUCUAGGGAACUUUUUGAAUGCGCAGGGAACAGAGCCGAUAGAAUGGGCCAACAACAUAAUCUGGAUACAUCGGUUUUUCAAAUGGAACCCGGAAGAAAUCUACACGGCCAUGACCUCUUCCUUGUCAAGGUGUCUGAUGGGUCUGCUGAAGAAGUGGAGAGGAGCAGUACUUUAUACCAUGGGCUGGUUCACAGCAGAACAAGUGACUUGAAUGUUAAACUCAGCUUACCUAGGCUACCAGAUCCCUCUCACACUAGCAUGCUCGGCCUUAAAGUACCAGUUUAUAAUGAGGUUGCUGAUGAUGAAGGCUUCAACGAGUCCAUGAGUAGUGACAUGGCAUCCUCUACACCAGAAGAUGUGGAUAAGAAGAUCAACCUAUGGGAAGCUGCAAUUACACAUAAACUGCAUACAAAAUACACAUGGGAAACAAUUGGAAGCUUUCCUAAGCCCACCGAGAGGCCAUAUCUGUCAGAGGCUGGCCCAGAUGCAUUUGACUAUUUAUACCAUCUAAGAAAAUAUGAGUUAACCCUAGUAGAGCCUAGCAUUCAGGUUCAAAAUCAAGUUGAAUUAACACAGUCAGAUCUUGUGAAAGAUGGACUCAAUAUACUGCUUGCAAUUCCUUCAAGGACUUUCCAAUUUGAAAGGGAAACUUCAUCCUUCCAUGUAAACUGUAAUAUCCACUACAAGGGAACAUCACCAGAGAUGUUAAGCCAGAGCUUAGCCCCCCUAGCUGAGGCUGGCACCCAGUAUUGGCAGCUUAGUCAAUUUGCAGUGCAGCGCUCGUUAGACUCGAUGUACACCGGUGGUCUGACAUUACAAGCAUUUUGUAGUGGCAUACGCACCUUCCUACAGUUGUAUAGUUCACGAGUGUUAACUGUGCCGUGGAAUAGUCAUUCCACUAUUAGUAUGGUCCGACAUGCUUUCAGAGAAUUCAUCGCCCAGCUAAGAUAUUUAUGGAUGUUCUGUAUGUGCCACAGAAGGAGGUUUGGCAGACCUGGAGAUCCUGGAGAUCCUCUUCCUACUGGAAUUCAACUGCUCUCCUACAUUUACCAGGAAGCCCUGGAUUGUUGCAAGUCCCAGAAUUACAAAGUGAUAUUGGCACUGCUUCGGACUACUUGCGGGCCAUACCUCAUGUUUAUUCAGGACUGGAUCUUCAAUGGCAUCUGCCGUGAUGGGUAUGGAGAAUUUAUGAUCACAGCCAACGAUGAGUAUCUUCAAUACAGAGACAAGUACUAUUGGACACAUGGUUAUGUCAUGAAUACAGAAAAUAGUAGCAGCAGUGUCCCAAUGUUCCUGCAGGAACUAGCCAAUGGUAUGUAUGUGUGUGGGAAGACUCUGAAUUUGAUGAAGCUCUGCUGUCCUGGGCAUUUUUUAUGCAACAAUCAUGUGCCAAUUCCACGACUCACUCUGACAUUCUCUCUGGAAGAGUUGGAACGCAUUGAUAAGGAGACGCAUGUUUACACGGAGCGAAUGCACAACAUAGCCCGACGCAACACUGUGUCGAAGGAGGAAAAGGAAGCUAGGUUGGAGAAGGCACGAGAAGAUCUGCUGAUCCAAGCAAGACGGACUGCUGUACAUGAGUUGAACAGAAUAAGAGGUGAGAUGAAGCAAGUUAAAGAGGCAGCAGAUGAAAAGAAGAGGAAAGAAUUAAAGGAGUUAAAAGAACAAAUGCAGCGAGAUCUUGUGAGACGUGCAAUGAAAAUUGAGGAAGAAAAGGAGACAGACCGAAAGGAGAUUGAGGAGCAGGAUCGAAUUGAGAAGGGAAUUGCGGACAUAGAAGGAGAGUUGGAGAGUAAGGCAAGAGAAGAAUUAAUUGAAUACUAUGCCAAGCUGACUGAAGAUGCCAUACGUAGAGAACGGCAUGCUCUGUGGCGAGUACAAAGGCGCAAGUUAGAUGACAAAAGAAUGAAGUUCUUUCAGCAGGAUGAAGCCGACAUGAAGAAAGAAUUACUGAGGGUAAAUCAAGAAACAUCAAUCUCACCAGAACCAUUGACAAAGACAUUGUCUGGAAAAUCUGCUAUGUCUAGUGAACUUCCACCUUCUACAGAAGAUCAGGUAUCAACAACUAAAAUUGAUUUCCAAACUGUAGUUGAGUCUAUACCACCCAGAAUUGAGCAGCCACAGACUAGUUCAGAGGAUCUAAUCUCAAUGAAAGGAGACGAUGGCACCACAGGAUCAUCUGUUGUAACUGAUAAACAAAUUGAUCAGCAACCAGGCCAGAUGAAUUUGCUUGAUACAUCUUUGCAUGACUUUUUGCCAAAGCCUAAAGAAGAGUUAUUUCACCCUCCAGAUAAUGAUCUGGAUGAUAUUUUGAUAGAAAUAGGCUCAGAGCUGCCCUCAAAAGAUUCUGAUAGACUUGGAUAUGUUCAGGAUACACAGAAAACAGCUCCUGACAAACAGGGUGCAAGACAUCCAUCAGAAUCAAACUUCAUUGUUGGGGAAGAGAUUGGUGGAAGUUCAGUUUCUUUGCCAUCAGGCAGUGUUGGCCAGGGUUGUGUGUCAACUAUUGAAAACAUCUUAUACUCUAUGGAAGGCAAGAAUGAUCUUCCUCAGAAAGGUGAUCAUGGACAUGCCAGUGAUGCCAUUUUAACAGAUUUUGCAGCUGACGAUAUAAACAGCAAGUUUUGUGAACACAGACCUCAUCUGCAUGGACACUCAAGCGAUUCUACAAUGGGUGGUCUUAUUUACCCAAAACAAGGAGAUGUUGGUGGAACAAUAAAACGUAAACAAAGGUCAAAAUGGGGUCAUCCUUCAACGACCUCUGACAUUCAGUUAGGAUUAGUAGCAAUUUCAGAAAAGGAAGAUGAUACUCUAAAACUUCAGAAAGUCACAGAAGAUGAAAAAAAAUCAGGAAUUGAACCUGUGUCAAGGUCAGCUAAUGUCCGAAUAUUUCCAAUAAAUCCUCAUGGACAUUCUUCAGACUCGACAGUCCAGACAGUGCUGUACAAUCAAGAAUUAACUGCCAAUUCAAAAGUAUGUCAGCCUUCUGAGAAGAACCAGGAAGCUGUCAGUGCCUCUGAGCUUUCUGCAAGAGGUGCCUAUGGACACUCUUCCGAUUCUAGUAUACAGAAAUUACUUUAUCAAGAUAUUGGUGGAAUGGAGAGGAAGCAAGAGGCUGUAGUAGAAUCUGGACAAGUAUAUCGUGGAAGGGGUUUGAAUGUUGUUGGUCAUCCCUCCGAUUCUUCGGCAGGAAAGCUCUUGUAUGGUGAAGGUAACGUUCAACCACUAGACUUAAAAGAUUGAUUUGGUUAAUAAGUGCAUUUUAGACUAUUAUAUAGUGGACCUAAACAUUGAUGAUUACUUCAAAACCCUUCGUAGCUUCCUGUUUUUACAAGAUGGUGAAUUCGGACAGUCCCUCUGUGAUCAACUAUUUGAAAAGCUGGCUCAAGGGCUUAGGCCAGGUGAACUGUUCACACCUAUGGUACUGAACCAGAUCUUAUCCAAAGCUAUCCAGCAAUCUCUCAACAGACGGUCAACCCAUGCUGAUAAGCUCAGCUUCUCACUAAAAUGGCUGCCAAACAUGUUCAAACCCAACGCAAUUGAUAGUUUGGAUGGCUUGGAACUUAAAUUCAAGAUUGACUGGCCAUGUAAUAUUGUAAUCACCACUGGGUGCUUGGAAAAGUACAACCGUGUGUUUUCAUUUAUGUUACAAUUGAAGCGUGCAUCAUGGGUGUUGAGGGAUAUAUACUUCCAACUAAAAAGAAGUGCAUUAAUUCAUCAUGCUGGCAACUCGGCACAGUUCCGACAGCUGCAGCUGUUCAGACAUGAGAUGCAACACUUUGUAAAUGUAAUGCAAGGUUACAUUGCAAACCAAGUGGUCAACGUCAGCUGGGAAGAGUUCAAAGGUCAAUUGAAGACAGAUGUUCAGAGUUUAGAUGAUCUUCAUAAUAGACAUGUGGAGUAUCUCAACAAAGCCCUUUUCAGAUGUUUACUAAACAAGAAAGCAGCACCAGUGAUGAAGAUCAUCACCAAGAUCUUCUGUCUGAUUCUGAAGGUGUGGACCCAGCUGGUGUCUUCGCGCUGGUACUAUGAUCCUGAUAUCCAUCAAGUAGUCCACCCAGCAUUUCACACCGUUAGGUCUUCUUACUCGGCCUUCAAGGAGUACUCUGGCUUUUUGUACAAAGUUGUUUCAAAGCUUGUGACCAGGGGCUACCAACCACAUUUGGAGGAGUUCUUAUUACGACUGAAUUUUAAUGAUUUUUAUAGUGAAGGCUGAAGGGACUAUACAACAUCCCAAAACAGACAUUCAACCUGGCAAGUUGCCAAUGCAAAUAAAAGGAAGUUUUAUCAAGCUGUUUCAUUGGUCAGAAUGUCAUUAUUGCAGACUAUCAGUGAUUGUCUAAGUGUUUAAUAUAUCCUGUCACAUGGUGAUGUUGAAGACUUGUGUGAUGUCAUGGCUUCCUCAACUUAGCAAUAACAACAUAUCUGUCAUUAGUUUUUCAGUGUAGCAUAUAUCACUGGAAAACCAUCAGUUUUGAAUUGUUAAAUUUAAGGCUCCUAAAAAAUGAAAAAAAAAUUGUAAUAGAAAACCGAAAACCAAAGUUCUUAUUUCUUCUUU
Messenger RNA from Anneissia japonica, 5237 nucleotides. RefSeq names its product gamma-tubulin complex component 6-like. Gene Ontology annotation, molecular function: microtubule minus-end binding; gamma-tubulin binding. NCBI's taxonomy places the organism in Eukaryota, Metazoa, Echinodermata, Crinoidea, Comatulida, Comatulidae. Gene Ontology annotation, biological process: mitotic cell cycle; spindle assembly; meiotic cell cycle. The record is from RefSeq and is a predicted model, not a curated record. Gene Ontology annotation, cellular component: equatorial microtubule organizing center; gamma-tubulin complex; spindle pole.